AUGCAAGGAGACGUAAUGGAAGCAGCAGCCGCAGUGCUUUCUUGCCAGGGCCCAGUUAUCCAACCGCCACCAGCAGACGUGCCGGUUGUGGACCAGGCUGCGGUGCACUUGCGCGACGUGAGCGGCAGUCUGGGCAAACGGAGGCAUGUGCUGACAUGUGCGGCUGAUGUCGCACAGAAGGAGGCGCGCACCAGGCAGGAAGACCCCUCACCAUCGAGGUCGGGCGCCCCCGUACAUGGCCCAAAGCUCACCGGGGCUGCUUCGCAAUCCGAAGAGCCGUCUUCUCCAGGCCCCUCAAACGCUGCAGCGCGGGCCCUCUUGGCACUCACCGGGGACCCAGCGGCGCGGGGCAACACAACUCGCGAUCGUGUAUGGAGCACGUCUGGAAAGCUGGGGUUAGAGGAGCAGCCGAUCAAGCAGAUUGAUGCGGAGAAGCCUGUCGACAAGGACUCGGGACCUGAGUCGGGAGCAAGCUGCGCUCCCGCACCCCUGCGGCCACCCGUUGAAGAUCCACCUGAGCAACACGAAGUGCCGCAGAUUCUCCUUCUCCCCGACCGGACCGGCAUCAGGUUCGGUGAGAUGUUGGGAAGUGGAAGCUUUGGGGCUGUUUACGAGGCGUCCCUGGAGGGGAACCAUUGGCCGAAUUGGCUUCUUGAGAAGAGCGUCGUGGUUAAAGUACUCCACAGCAGUGCUACUGGGGGCAGAAUCGAUCGACGUAGUUAUGACGAGUUCAUCCUCGGUUCGGUUCGCCACCCUUCUCUGGUCGGCUGCCUUGGGUUCACGCAGUCGCUUCCGGUGUGCGCCCUGUUUGAGCGGUGUAAUCGGGGCUCACUGUGGGAAGUUUUGCAAGGCAGCAAAAGGUUGGAGGACAAAGUCCGCCAUCUCGAGGCGAUCAGAAGCAAAGUGGUCCGACCUGGUGUGACCGCUGCACAAGUCAUAUUGUAG
Molecule: messenger RNA, 945 nt
Organism: Klebsormidium nitens
Lineage: Eukaryota; Viridiplantae; Streptophyta; Klebsormidiophyceae; Klebsormidiales; Klebsormidiaceae
Source: the annotation of a GenBank genome assembly